Messenger RNA from Bathycoccus prasinos, 1491 nucleotides. RefSeq lists its product with no specific name. The record is from RefSeq and is a predicted model, not a curated record. The transcript has a single exon. The coding region runs from base 1 to 1491 and encodes 496 amino acids. Lineage: Eukaryota; Viridiplantae; Chlorophyta; Mamiellophyceae; Mamiellales; Bathycoccaceae.
AUGACGGAGCGAGAGCGCAAUAAUCGAGAGAGAACGCAACAACAACAACAACAACAACAGAUGGAAGAGAUUCGCUCGUUACACGCGGCGAGGUUUCGAAACGAACGCGCUUUACCGUUACCGCCGAGGAAUCAUUCCGUCGUGCAAAAUCCAAAUCCGCCUCCUCCGCUUCCGAAUCAAACGACGACGAGAAGGGAGGAGGAACGACAACAACCGCCGCGAGAACAACAACAAAAUCAACAACAACAGAGAACGCAUACGAGUGGGAUUCCAAAUUUUAUACCGGGCGCGUUAAACGUUGGGAUCGCGAUGGCGCACGCGAGGCACGCGUUAGGGAGACACUUGCAGCAGCAGCAGCAGCAAAGGCACCAAGAAGGAACGACUUCUACGCCGCCGGGCGGAGAAGAUGUAGAAGAAGAUGUAGAUGAAGAUGUAGAUGAAGAUAUUGAAGAAGAAGAAGAAGAAGAAGACAUUGCAGACGAGGAGGUGUUGCCGAAACCGUCGUAUCUGACCGACGACCAUUUGCUCGCGAUGGAGUGCGCCAAGACCGGGAAGGCGCCGGAGCAGUUGGAGAGCGAAUAUAAAGACGAGGUGUUGGCGAGGAAGUGGCAGAUGAAAGAGGCGAGGAUGGAAGAGACGAGGCAGAGGAGGAUGGUGGAGAGACGACAGGCGCAUCAGCAGCAGCAACAACAACAACAACAACAACAACAAGGAGGGUCGAGAGUUCGAAGAAGAGACGAAGUGAACGAAAGGCCCGGCGAUUCCGUUCGCCGAAGGCAAACGAGGAUCGAGAUACAAGUCGGAGGGCCAAAUGGACCAGUUUUUCGAUCCGUCAUGGGUGGUCCGGGUAUGAUGGAUAUGCUCGGCGGAAAUAGCGGACAGCAGCAUCAGCAACAACAACAACAACAACAACAACAACAACAACAACAAAACGGGAUGCCAGGCGGCGAUCCGUUCUUAGAAAUCAUGCGAGAAGUGCUCGGACAACGCGCGCCGGGCGAGGCAAGGGAGGACGUUUUGAACGAUAACAAUCGAUUCGAGAGGGCGUUUAGGAACAUGUUUCAAUCGAUAGAGCAGGAAAACGCGGCGACGAUGGGUGAUGGUGCGAUGCCGCCUGGAUUUAUGCCUGGUUCCAUCCGAGGUUUCCACGACUUGUUACGAGCCAUGCACGGCUUCGCCGCCGAGCACGCCAACGGAGGCGAAAAUUUAGCCGAAGCGCCUUUGACGCAACAACAAAUCGACGCCAUGGAAAUCAUUACCGCUAAAGGUGACGAGAAUAAUGGUGCGUGUGCGAGUUGCUCGGUUUGUUUGUCCGAUAUUGAAGGCGGAGAAAAUAUGAAGAGGUUGUCGUGCGGUCACUGUUAUCAUUCGCCGUGUAUAGAUACGUGGUUGUUACGAUCUCGCAUUUGCCCCACCUGUAGACACGACUCGACGAAACCGCCGAUGGCAGCCGCGUCGACGGAGGCGCAACGAAGGAGCGACAUGGAUUAG